UAAAACACAAUCUACAUUUAGUAAAUUAGAUAUGUCAUUAAAUGAAAAGUUAGGCAGCAAUUUUCUCAGUUUCCACUAGGAAGCAGUAGAUGACAGAGUGCAGAUACUCACAACACGUGCAAGUAUGGAAGAAGAGGGAGGUUUGGCAAAUUCUGUUGGAGACACUGUAAAGCAUUCAGAAAGGAAUCAGAGCUACAUUGUGUUAUACUGCAGCUGGCAAUCUCUCUUUUUCCCUGAUAUCAUCUCCUUUCUUUUACACUCCAUAUUCCCCACACUUCUGUCUUCAGCAAAAAAAGCAAGCUAUUUUGGAAUUAUGAGGGUUUCAAGAGUAAUACUGGGAUCCUUACUAGGGCUUCUUGGUUGUCUUGUAACAAACAAAAUGCAUGCUACCAAUUCUGGUACAGACCUUCAUCGAAUUGGACAACUGAAAAGUGAGGCAGAACUGGUAAAAGUUGACGAGUUGAUGGAUGAAUUAGUGAAGCAUCGAACAAAAAGAGGUUCACUGGACGAAAGCACCAAAAAGGAUAUAGUGUAUCCCCGACUAAUCCAUCCAACUCCAAGCAGGACAUCUGAACAAAACCAAGUUCAGAAUGGUUCCUCUCUGUCAUCCACCUGGCGUCCCCAACUCCAGAAUCCUCUCUAUCCACUAGGUGAAAGUUCACUCACUGCCUACGGAAUAUUGUUGCUGUCUUUGGUGGUAUUUGCAGUAGGCAUCAUUGGCAACCUGUCAGUUAUGUGUAUUGUGUGGCACAGUUUGUAUCUAAAAAGUGCCUGGGACUCCAUCCUGGCUGGGUUGGCACUUUGGGACUUCCUUCUACUCUUCUUUUGUUUGCCAGUAGUAGUUUUCCAGGAGAUCACUCGUCAAAGGCUGUUUGGGGUAAUGUCCUGCCGAAUUGUACAUUAUAUGGAGGUAAUUGAUUACUAAUGGUAUUUUUUUUAUCUAUGUGAGACAGACAGACAAAUAGCCAGAUGUUUGCUGUUUUUUUUUUCUUUUCUUAUUUGUAUCUUUUACAGACUUGUAUUUUUAGCUGUCAUCUUACAUGUUCCGAUAAUUGGCAAAAAGCUAUUUUGUUUGGAAGCUACUUUGUCUUGCUGAAAAAUGUAGCUAGAUUAUUCUUUCUAAUAAGACUAGAAAAAUGUACUGUGUAUAUUUUUUAUACUAGAGCUAAAAACCUCUCCUGUAAUUAUAAAAAAGGACAUAUGUGUAAUGAGUGCAAAAGUCACUUAUAAUUCAGACAUAAUCUAGACAUGAUUGAAAAGUUGAGGCAGGAUUGCACCUGCUAUUGCUGUCAUGAGCUAGGAGACAUGACGCAGCUGUAAUAAGGGGGAAGUGGCUCCAUAAACACAGAUGUAUAGGGAAGAACACUGCUAGCUGAAAUUCUAGCUCAGAACGGACAAUAGGGAUGCAGUAAAAGAUUCAACAUCAAAAAGCUACGUUGGCAGAAACAUGAUUGUGUACUCACCACAAAAAACAUUUUACUCAAAUUUUUUCGCAUUACCCUUGUCACAGUGCUACAGAACAAAUUGGUACUCACUUAAAAACAGAUAAAUGAUAAAUGUUUUCAUAUGAAAAAAUGGAAACUAUCAAUGUAUUUCUAUUUGCUGUAAAUGGAAAGUGAAUGGAAAUGUCUCACCUAAUUUUGAAGGAAAAAAAGGAUUUCAGUUUGAAAAAUGGAAAGUUUAAAAUGCCACCAAAGAUGUUCUCACAAACAUAUUUUUUCUGUGCAGGUUUCCUCUCUUGGUGUUUCAACUUUCUCUCUGUGUGCAUUGGGCAUUGAUCGCUUCCAAUCAAUAACCUCUCCUCUGACUUCACCAAGGCCAGUUGAAAGAUGUCAAUCCAUCCUGGGCAAGUUAUCUGUUAUUUGGUUAGGGUCUUUAACACUUGCACUUCCUGAGAUCUUGCUCUGGCAGCUUAUGCAAGAGCGCUCCCCUGUCUCAGGUUUGGUGAGUGAAUUCUGUGUCAUGCAACCAGCUCCCAAUCUGCCACCAGUUUUACAUUCCCUGGUACUCACCUAUCAACAUGCUCGUAUGUGGUGGUUCUUGGGAUGCUACUUCUGCCUUCCUCUUCUCUUCACUGUGAUUUCCGUGCUAGUCACCCUUCGGAUUAUAGGUACCACAAAAGACAACAAAUAUGGACAGUGCCAGCGACAGCUCAGUUGGAUGGUGGUCAUUCUCGGAAUUGUGUAUGGAGUAUGCACUCUGCCAGAAAAUAUCACCAAUGUCCUGGUCACCUACACAAGCCUGGAAAUACCAAGGGAUCUUCUGACACUGAUAACUCAGUUCUUUUUGUUUCUGAAGUGUGCAGUGACUCCAGUUUUGCUCCUUUGUCUCUCCAAACCCUUAGGACAGGCAUUCCUGGACUGCUGCUGCUGUUGCUGUGAAGAAAGAAUUAAUCCAGAUACUAUGCAGCUUCCUGGAAAAGAGGUGAAAAAGACUGAAGAGGAGCCAAAAACUCAUUUGAUCUGCAUUAAGGAGUCAGACCUACCACUUGGAACACCUUGCUAAGGCAAAAUGGAGAGUUUCUAUAUGUGUAUGUGUGUUUGUGGGUGUAUGUAUACACUGAACAACAUUAUAAAUGGAACACUUUUGGUUUUGCCCCCAUUUUUCAUGAGCUGAACUCAAAGAUCUAAGACUUUUUCUAUGUACACAAAAGGCCUAUUUCUCUCAAAUAUUGUUCACAAAUCUGUCUAAAUCUGUGUUAAUGAGCACUUCUCCUUUGCCAAGAUAAUCCAUCCACCUCAUAGGUGUGGCAUAUCAAGAUGCUGAUUAGACAGCAUGAUUAUUGCAAUGGUGUGCCUUAGGCUGGCCACAAUAAAAGGAAACUUUAAAAUGUGCACAUUUUAAAACCCAGAUUUAGACAGAUUUGAGAACAAUAUUUGAGAGAAAUGGGCCUUUUGUGUACAUAGAAAAAGUCUUAGAUCUUUGAGUUCAGCUCAUGAAAAAUGGGGGCAAAACACGUGUUGCAUUUAUAAUUUUAUUCAGUAUUUAUAUAUGUAUGUGUGUAUAUAUAUAUAUAUAUAUAUAUAUAUAUAUAUAUAUAUAUAUAUGUGUGUGUGUGUGUGUGUGUGUGUGUGUGUAGCCAAGCUCUUAAUCUUGAAUUAACUUUCCUUUUAUCUCUGCCCAACUCUCUGUGCUUGGUAGCCCAGAAUUGGCAAACAAAGUAGAGCAUUAUGACAUUUUAUGUGCCUCCCUACCCUCCCCUAAAACAGCCAUAAGUCACUGGAGCCUCAUUGUUGAGAUGGCUGGGUGGAGGUAAAAGAGUAGGUGCUUCUUCAUAAAGAAACUAGUUGUGCUUGGCUUUACUAUACAGUAAGGUAGGUCAGAUGGAUAUUCCUUGGUGCAUUUCUAAAAAAAUGAAAUCAAUACUAAUUUAAAUAUUGUGGCUGGUGGAGCAGAGAGAUUUGAGAUGGGAAAAAGAUACAGAGAAGAAAAUUUAGGAGGGAAUUUCUACAGGGAGCACAGGGGAGUAUACACUUAAUUAGUAAUGGCAAACUAAAAAAAUACAUUCAGAAUAACACAUUUGCAACACUUGUAUGUACCUUUGCAUACACACAAACACAACUGCACUCAUACACACAAACAUGCACGCACAUGCUUAAAACUGAAUGCCUUCAAACCCUACACUUUAACUCACUGUUCACACAUUGAUUUGGCUCCUUGACAAUCCACAUUACUCUGGCUGUUACUGUGACUGUGAGACCAUCACAAUGUAACAGUGCUCACAUUUAUUUGCCAUUUUGAUACAGUCAUUGAGUUGCAGUUACAGUCAAUAUAUUUAGGUAAAAUACUUAGAGGAUAAAUCAUGUUAGACUGAAUAACAAUUCAUUCAUUAUUGAGCAAACAAGGAGAACAAGAUUACAGAGAACAAAUUAUGGAGUAAACACACAAAGGAAACCAAACUACAAGGUUACAUAAACGUAUUGGCGACAUAUAAUUAAGGGGACUUUAAGAACCAUAGCAGUCUAGGUAAAGUGAAAAGGUGCACUAUGCAAUCACUGCAGGAGCAUCACUGCAACAAUAAGAAACUUUCUGCAAAUCUAUGUCUCUUGCUAGCUCCAUUAUACCUUUCUAAAAUGUAACCUCUGUUGUGACUACCACAAGCUCCAUUAUUGGAAAACCAUGAAUGGAGAUAUUCAGGAUGGUAAUAGAAACCAUGCAGCAGCUUCUGUUAUUGGGCACAAUAGUUUAAUUUACAAUUUUGUUUAAUUAAUUGCUGUUCAAAAGCAUAGGGAAUAUCUAUGAGCAGAGGUAAAUACAAAACUAAUAAAUAAGGCCAAAAUUAGUUUUUGUUUUUUCCUGUGUGGUGAGAGCUCAGUACAAAGACUGCAAACCCUUGCUUUGAGUUGGCAUCAGACACAGUUACAUUAAAGUUAAGGCUUUUUUAUUUUAUUUUUUAAUGUAAGAUGGAUAGAUGAGCUGAUGGAUGUUAUAAAUAGAUGAUGGGUAAAUUUUAUAAAUAGUGGUGGGUUGGUUGUUUUAGACAGACAGGUAGAUGAAUAGAUAGGUCUGUGUCUCAGAGGACGCAGAUCAUAAUUUUUCAAAGGAGGCCAGACUUCUAUUCCCUGCUACAUACACAAUGUAAUAUAUAUGUGACUGAAUCCUGUCCACAAUUUCACUGCAGAAAUCCAAGCUAUUGCAUCAUUAGAGAGAAUAAGAUAUGUUGCAAAUUAAUGGCAACAAAAGGGUUAUUAUGCCAUGCAGUGUUAGUUGUUGGAUUGAGUGAUUUUAUCUGUAUGAUAAACUAUAACUAUAAACUAAGCCUUCCAAGAUAUUUCCUUUUAGUAAUGAGAAGGAUUAGAAGCAACUUACAUGUUUGAGGGAAGGCCCCAUUAGAAUGAUCACACCAAUAACAUAAGUGCGAAACUGCAAGGGAAGUAGUUAAUGAGUGCUCCCUUGAAUGGCCGCCAUUUCGUAUAGACGAACUCCAACCAGUGGUAGCAUUCGUAUCCUGAAAGGAGAAACUUCCCUUGCAUGGUUUUUGCACAGGAACCUCACGAACAGAGACCGAUCUGGUAAAUGUACUCUUGUGGGGGUUCCUGAGGUUGGUAGGGACACUUUUGGGGCACUGACUAUUUUGGCUGGCUUCCUGUACUUGGGAUACAAAGAGUCUAGGUUCUCUUUCCAGCACCUUGACUCCCAGGCACAGAGGAUCCUGGGAUGAGGACCCCUGUCAUUUUGUGUGGAAGACCCCUUGCAGGGGGAUAUGCAUAAAAGCCGUGUGUGGCACAAUAAAACCGUGUUGUACUCCUAGAGCUUUAUGUCAUCCAGUUACUAUGGGAAUGGUGGUGUUGAUACUUUAAGUGGUUCCAGAGUGGCUGAGGGAAUAAAUUAGCAGAGGUAACCAGUCGAGUUACCCGUGGUCCGCUACAAUGAUUCCAUCAAUUCCUUUCCAGCUGCCCAAUGUACUAAUGUAUAAUGCACUAAUGCUUACAGUUGGCCCCUGUCUAUAAAAACUGAAAGUUUAGAGUACUACUAGUCCUCAUGCCCUUGAGUUGAUUUUGAGCACUUAACCAACAGGCCAUGUGUCCAAAUACUAUAGCCAUUCUAGGCAACACAAAAGUUUCUUUGUUAAAGUCUUUAUAGUAGGUAUAUGCAUCAGAAUUAAAAACACAGAAUUAUGUCUCUCUAGUUUAGUUUCUACAGCCUGUGCCUGUAGGCUUUUUGAAUACACUGCCUAGAAACACUUCUGUUGGCAGUCACUCAGAUGACCAUUAAAUGUGUGUACAGGGUUCGUGCUGCACAACAUUCAGCACUGACGUUCAGCUUCUCCACGCUCUGCAUGCUCCCCAUAGAGAUGCAUUGGAGAUGCAUAAAGAUGCUGAUUGGAGCAGCAUUGGAAAGCUUUGGAUUGUCUGAGAUCAUCAAAUUUUGCCAAGGAGGUGGAGCAGAGCGAGGCCAGCUGCAAUGAAACCGGAACUUGAAAUAAGGUGAGUAUAAUCACUUUUUAAUGGAGGGCAAGGGGUGCCAGCACCUAAACAGCGGUUUUAAAGCUAAAAUGUCAAGAAUACAUGUUUGUAUUCCUGACACUAUAGUGUUUCUCUAAAAAAAAACAAUGGAACAAAAUUGAGAAAUAAGUAAUGUUGCAGAUGUUACUAACGAACUUGCAAUGUUGUGUAUUGCAACUUCUCAUAAUAAUAAAGCUAUUCCUAAAGAAUUCACUGUACAUAAACUGUUCGAGAAAAAACAAAGCAUCAAUGAAUAUGUUUUGUUUGGGUAACAAAAUAAUAAAAAAUAUUUGAUGGUUUGACUCUUUAUAGAAUUCUGCACUGACGUGUAUACAGUGAUUAAAGAAAUAAAGUCCCAGGGUAAUAAUGAGUUAAGAAUUCUCACUUCUACACAAUUUGCUUGUUUUUUUCCCCCCAAGAAAGAGAGGACUCUUUGUUCUCUCUUGACUGUGUUAGUGUGUAAGAGCUAAGGAUUUGGGACUGGACAACAGAGAUGUAAUGUGAGGGUGAUAGACACAAGGUUUUACAUUGUCAUAGAAACCAGAUUCUGUAAUGAGAAUCAUGAGGCAGCCCAUUACAUUGAAAAAGUAGCAAGUAUUCUUUUGUCUAGUUUGUAUACUGUUUAUAUUCAUUCCAUGUUUAAUUACGCUUUAUGUCACUGUUUCCUUGUUAUAGAGUAUAAACUGUUCACAUGUUAUAGUCCUUAACAGGCACAAUUCAUUGCAAUUUAAAAGUUGUUUUUUUCUCACUGAUAGUUCAUUUUGUGUAACCAUAUCAUCCUACCAAAUUAGAAUAUCCCAUCUGACCCUCAUUCCUACUCCCCCACACCCUCCCUUAUACACCAAAUAGAACAUGAAAAGGGAUUCAAACUAAUGAGACAAAAGAAGGCUCAACAGACAGUAACAGAAUCCUUGCCACAGUACAAUGACGUCUUUGUCAUUCCUCUAACCAAUUCACUGUCUUAAAAUGUUAACAUGUGAAACUGAAAAGAAUAUAAAACCAAGCCUGGAAGCAUUUUUUUAACUUUGUACAAGGUUUUAAAAAGUGUUUUUUAAAAGCAUAUAUGUUGUUUUGUUGCUUUUCUAAUCAAGGAGAAAAUAUAGAUUUUUUUUCGUACACCUUUAAAAA
Molecule: messenger RNA, 7073 nt
Organism: Pelobates cultripes (western spadefoot toad)
Lineage: Eukaryota; Metazoa; Chordata; Amphibia; Anura; Pelobatidae
Source: the annotation of a GenBank genome assembly